AUGGAUGGAGUGAACAGCAACUUCAGCUAUUUUGAUGAUUAUUAUGACUAUUAUGACUAUUAUGACUUUUUUACUCACCAACUAUCUGUGCAUUACACUGAGCUAUAUAUUGUGUGUUGGAUCAUCGUCGUCAUCUGUCCUCCUUUGAUCAUACUGGCCAUCUACUGUCUGUAUUCUCUGGUACAACACAGUCAUGUUGCUCCAAUCUACGUCAUCAACCUCCUCAUCUCUGACCUUAUUCAGAUCGGUGGCAUGGCCAUGUGGUUGGGAAAACCCAAGGGCGUUCUGGCCAUGAUCACCUACUACACUCAUGUCCAUGGAAUAAUUGCCAGUGUCUGCUUCAUGGUCUGUAUUUCCCUGGAAAGGUAUUUGCUCAUCGCCUGGCCUCUGUGGUACCGCUUCAGAAGAACCGUGAAGGUCUCAGUGGUGGUCUGUGUUGUGGUCUGGGUCUUAACUUUGGUCAUUAUCGGAUGUGCCAUUCUCAUGGAACGCUAUAUGAACAUGUUGUUUGCAGUCAUCUCCUUCAUCCCCUUCCCUGUGCUCAUCUUCUCAGUGGUUGGGACCUUUAAAGGCCUGUCUGCUGCCAUCUCUGUGUCCUCUGAGGAAAAACGUCGAAUUGUUGGAGCUACGAUUCUGGUGUUGCUUAAUUACACUCUGCUGUUCCUGCCUCUCAUAAUGUGGGGCAUAACAAUAGAUUAUACUAUGGCUCACCCUUUAGCAUUCAUCUGCUUCAAUCCUCUUGGAGACUUGGUUCUGUAUGUUUUCAUGAGAAAAGGGGCCAUAGACAAGAUUUUAGCCUCUCUGUGUUGUUGCAGGAUAGAAACACAGCAGCAGCAGAUUAUUGCUGUAAAUGAUAAUAACAUGACGACAUUCAGGUCUGUGUAG
Molecule: messenger RNA, 885 nt
Organism: Scomber japonicus (chub mackerel)
Lineage: Eukaryota; Metazoa; Chordata; Actinopteri; Scombriformes; Scombridae
Product: G-protein coupled receptor 4-like
Exons: 3
Coding region: 1-885 (294 amino acids)
Biological process (GO): G protein-coupled receptor signaling pathway
Cellular component (GO): membrane
Molecular function (GO): G protein-coupled receptor activity
Source: RefSeq, a predicted model, not a curated record